AUGGACACGCAGACGACGGGCAAGUGCUUGGUCUGGCCUACGCACAGGAGCUUCUGUGGCCCGAACGCUUGGCCCGUCGUCUUCCCGCGCCUGACCCAGGAGGAAGCGAAUCACCUCAUUUCCACGCUCGAGACACCCAUCGCCCGCUACAUAGCUGCCGAAACAUGGCUGCAGACACCGGCGGUGGACAUGAUGAAGCAGCGCUUGGGUCGCCAGAAGACGACGGCCGAGAUCGCCGCUGACAUUCGCUCGGUGUCCGAUGGCGCACCCGCCGACGAAGUCGCAACAUCUCCUCAACGGUCGCAGACAAUCUUGCUCGUCGCUCGCAUGUUCACAGUGACUGAUCCCUCGCAGAGCACGACUAUCCCACAAGCUGUCCUCGCAACGCUCUGGCAGCUCGUCUUGGCGCUUGAUCAAUCGCGUCUGAUCGUUUCCAUUCCAGCGCACUACGAGUUGCGCGAAGCGCGUCUCCUUCACCGGAUCGCCUGCUACCAAGCUCUCGAAUGCAUGGCGCUGUCGAGGCCCUACACAUGGCAGCCGGACUCGAGCAGGAUGCAGGGCGCCCAGUCCUACCGGCGUCCGUGCUUGCAGGCGCUCAGGGCUUUCGCCAUCGAGGCGUUCGACGAGGUCUUUGCGUACAAGCUGAUGGUCGAGCUCGAAAAGUCGGCGCCUCAGACCGUCGCCAUCAACAGGUGA
Messenger RNA from Rhodotorula toruloides NP11, 696 nucleotides. RefSeq lists its product as uncharacterized. NCBI's taxonomy places the organism in Eukaryota, Fungi, Basidiomycota, Microbotryomycetes, Sporidiobolales, Sporidiobolaceae. The coding region runs from base 1 to 696 and encodes 231 amino acids. The record is from RefSeq and is a predicted model, not a curated record. The transcript is spliced from 3 exons.